AUGGAUCUUCGUAAAAUACGUUCAGAAAAAGAUAGGUUCCAAGCUAUCUGCUCUAGUCCUAUGGUGGACUCUCGACCUCGAAGGCUAAGUUAUUCAAAGUCUUUUAGUGAAGGUGUCAUCUCGUCGCCUCUCCCGCAUAAUAAUCAAUCGUCGAUUCUCUUUGUUGGAAACAAACCACAACGACCCAUCUGUUGGGGUUCACAGUUAAAAACCACAACACCUAUUACCAAGUACGAGAAACAAAGAGUUAAGAAAAAAUGUUCGUCUGCUUCAGAAGAAAAAGAGAAUAUCAAACCAUCGAAUAACGAUAUCGUAACAACUACUCCUGUAUCAAAAGAAGUUUUUGAUGAUGUUUCAAACUCUUCCGCCCAUGAUCCAUGCUCUGUCUCUGAAUUUCGUGUGCUUGCGGACAUGGAAACAGCGCGACUACUUGCGUUAUGCGGAGAUUGGAAUUGUGUUCUAUCCGAGGAAUGUGAUAAUAUCCCAGAAAAAGCACUUGACUCAAUCAGGGCAACCGUUGGAAAAUGUCAAUUAUUGUUGCAAAAAAAGUUGCCAUUUUUCAAAAGCCUUAUUGAAAUGGCAGAAACAAGCAUUGGAAAAUCUGACACACUGUCGAAUAGUGCAACAGCACCAGAAGCCACUAUAAAUGAUCUCUUAGGUUAUUGGACCUUAGUAGCUGAUGAAAUCAGUUUAUCCGAUAGUGCUUUCGAACGUCUACGUGUUUGGCGUGAUGAGUUACAUUGGUCAAUUGAUCAGUGUCCUGUUACCCCAGCCAGGUCACAAAUUGUUAAACGACGUGGUCGUCUAUCUAAACAAAUAAAACGCUUACCAACUCCAAAGAGUAAUAAAUCCAGAAAGUCUCAAUCUGUCAGUGAUGAAGUUUUUAAUACGGAUAGUGUAAAUCCCUCUCUUUCAAAAAAGCUAGGUUCAACUGUUAAAGCAACCAAGGGUGUACAGAAAAAACCGGCGAAGUCUAGAUUUGCUGAAUUUCUGCGAGCUAAAAAGGCACUAACAGUGGAAGAUAAAUUCAGAACACUUGUAUUUACCCUACUACUGUGGAAUCAAUCUGAAAUAGUUUAUUUUGGCUGAUUAAUGAAAUCGUCAUUUCCAUAUCAAAGAAUCUCUUUAUCCAUUGAUGAGUCGGUUUUCGUAAUGCGUCAUUCCAUGAUUUACUACUGUAUCAAAUGAAUCCAUAGUUUUGAUAAGCCUUUCAUCUGCGUGGAUUUUAGUUUUACAACUUCAAUGUUUCCCAAUCAGAAUUUACAAAUGAUUGACCAUUGAGCCAUGAUGACUUGCCUGGUGGAACCCAUUAUCGAUAAGAGUUUUUCUUAAGAGGUUGAAUUCGUCAUCUGUGGCAUCGGUGAAUGCAAAUUCUUUGUAUUCGUAUAGCAAAAGAUGAUUAAAGUUUUUCUUUCCUUCUCAACUUUGCGAUUAACUUCAUUAACUGAG
Schistosoma mattheei is the source of this 1449-nucleotide messenger RNA. The record is from the annotation of a GenBank genome assembly. Lineage: Eukaryota; Metazoa; Platyhelminthes; Trematoda; Strigeidida; Schistosomatidae.